UUUAAGGUAUAAUUUGCAAACAUCCAGUACAUGAUCUAUAGUAUAACUGCAGGAGUGGGUUCUCAGUAAAACAUUAAGAUGGUCGGUCUUAUUGAACUGUUGUUGUAUACUCAUCAAUUUACAGGAAAUAAGUUAUUUCUGUAUUAACAGACAUGCAAUCCACAGAUAUGAUAAAACAUAAUCCAACUUUCGGCAGUUAAUUAUUAACAAAAAGUAUGGAUUAAAAGCCUUUAAUUCCAAGUCUAGUUCUAGUAUAAGCAGUUUAAGGGGCCAACACAUUCACCUCCAUGUGACCCGCCCACAUUCUUGAGGAUAAGACUUCAGUAGUUUUUUGGGGGGUCUAACUAACAACUGAAGGUUUAAAAGAGAGCAAAUGUGUGUUUCUAUAUUACGUAAAGCUGAAAGCAGCUUACCUUUAAAAUCUGUUUUUCAUCAAGAAAUAUGAAACACAUGAAUUUGGCUGGGUCAACUACAUUAAAUAUAGCAAAAUGUUUUUAGUCUCAAGUACAUACACCCAGAUGGUGGUGAUGUUACUAAAAGAAGAUAAGCUCUACUCAAAAACGGAACAGACCACACAAGAUACUGUUGUGUUUUUAUUGACAGGGAACACCACCUCUUCACCUAAUGUAACAUCAGAACUGCCUUCAACUUCACCUACACCAGCCAUAGUCCUACUUCCACCAGAAAAGGAAAACUGUAAUUUGGCAAUUGGUCUGGCUGCUGGAUUCCCAAGCUUUGUGGCUCUCUGCCUCCUGGUGGCUUUGAUUGCAUUACUGGUCUUAAAGAAAAAAAGAAAUGCACAGGUACCUCAGCAGACAUGUGUGGAGUCUACCAGAGAGGACAACCGUUAUGAAACCUUACAGUUUGGUAAAAACCAGGACGAGGUAUACUACAAUAUGACAUGUACAAGUACGAACCGUUCCAGUUCAACCAUACCACCCGCCCAGCGCCCCCUGCCGCGGCCCCCUGGCCAAUCAGAAGGCUCCUAUUCCAUGCAUUUACCUGGCACUUACUCCAAUCACGCAGCAAUUAAAAAUUAUAGAUGACCUGGAAAAAAAGGAGAGGGCUGCCCAAAUUUAAAAGUAACAUCUUCCUACAGAGAAAUUCUAAGGGACAAAUGACUGUAAUUCCCACAAUCCCAGGAAAUUCCUAUACUCAUUUUUGGAUUAUGUGAUCUUCUAAAUGUUACCUACAGUCUUUCACAGUAGAGCAUAGGAUUGGUGGACAAAAUCUGUUGUGCAUGAAGUUAAAAUAAUUAAAAGCAAAACUAAAAAUGAUUUUCUUUGGAAAAACAUGCAGUGUCAGAUUGCAUACAGUUUAAAGAUUUAGACAAGGGGAACAUUUAUUUAUUCAUUCAUUUUUCAUGAAUAUCCUUAAUAUUUCAGUGACAGUAACAUCCACGUUUUUAAAUUCAGUCCUGACAGGUUUGUGUUAAAAUUAGGUUAUUGUAUUUGAGUCGAUAUAAGAAUACAGUGCUGCUGUCUAUGGAUGACAAAAUGGAUGAUUAAAGCACCUUCUAUAAUGGUUUCUAGAUCAGUUUUCAGAGGCAUUUAGGAAAGAAAUUAUGCAGUUUGUAAAGUGUUACAGUGAGAUUCAGCAAAUAUUUCAGAAUCCUGUAGGUGAGGAAAAAUACACCAUUCUUCAAGAUGAAAUGAAUAGCUUCAUUUAUUUGCUCCACAGACAUUUGGCACAGGUAGAAACUACUACAACGAUAUCAGCUUCUAUUUAAAAAAAUAAUUUUCUACAUAGUUAUGUAAACAUUCUCUCUUAUUUUGUGCAACCUGACUUCCACUAUAACACUUGGAGUAAUAUAGAUUCUUUUAAAGUCUGGAAAAUAUACAUGAAAUAAAUAAACUUUGAGUUGGUAUAUAAAUAUUCACAAAAAAUGGUUUUAUCCAGAGCAGCCAAUCAAAUGUUUAUAACCUGUAGAGCCCUAAAGCACAUUACAAAGAUUGUCUGUCUCACUUGAUAAUAUCAGAGAGAUAUCUUGUCUCACUGGACAUGUGAUUUACUCUAGUCAGUCUACGGGAUCACUGAGGUUAGUGAGCUGAUCGUUGCAGAUGAAAAAUUAAGCUUGGCUAUAGUGUCACCAGACAGUAUCUGUCUGGUUGCUAGAUAUGUGCCACAUGGGGCUUUGAUAAAGUAAACCUAGACCAGGGUAAACUUGUACAGAAAUUUAGGAAGGAGGUUGGAAUAAAUUUCAACACUUGCAAUUAAAUUACCUGCUUUGUGAACUCUAGUGAGUUUAAUGGAGCUUGUAAACGUUAUUAAAAGAUCAUUGGUAUUAUUAUCAUACUGCGUUGCUUAUUUACUCACAUUAUCAUUCAGUACUGCCAUACAUUAAAUGUACACGAUUUGUAACAUACUAGUUAAUAGAUUAUUAGGUGUACAUUAUAAGGCAUAUUUUAGUUCUUGGUUACUGAAAAACAGCUUAUUGCUAGUUUUUUAGGUAUAAAUGUCUAAAUAUGCCUUACCUUCUGAUACUAAUGAAGUGUAUAACAGGUAUUAUUACCGUCAAAAGGCAAUUACAUGGUAAACCUUUGUACAUUUACUAUCCCUGGUAUGAUAAUUGCUAGUACCAAUGAUUGCCUUAUACUAUAUACAAGAAAUAAAGCAUUAUGGAUUUAUAAUUA
Lepisosteus oculatus (spotted gar) is the source of this 2633-nucleotide messenger RNA. Its product is annotated as opalin-like. NCBI's taxonomy places the organism in Eukaryota, Metazoa, Chordata, Actinopteri, Semionotiformes, Lepisosteidae. The record is from RefSeq and is a predicted model, not a curated record.